CGAAGAGCCGCGAUGGAGAGACGUGCGGUGUUGAUGGCAGGGAUGGCCGCCAUGGCCGCUGUCCUCUUAGCGAUAACAGCCAUGGUUGCUACUGCUCAGAACAGAUCUUCCCUCCUCCAGGUCGUUGUUCGCCGCCCAGCUCUUAUGCGAAUCCCAAGAGGAUCGAAGCUGUAUGAUGCCGCGCUUGAGCCCCUCUACACGGAGGGAGACAACGUCAUCAGCGCCUACAGCUGGCAGGACCAGCAUGGCAGUGAGUACGAUCCUGAGGCACAGAAUGUCUAUGCCGAUCUCCCCAUGGAGAGAGACAGCAUCUUUGAUCCGGAUGAUGAGUUCAGAGGCCUUGCACCCAAGGACAUGUCAAAGAGCUGCGACAAGUUUGGCUCGUGCGAGGAGCCAGUGAAUGCAUGGGCUGACCUGCCAGACACUGAGGCCAGAUCGAUGAGCUUCAGAUCUCCUUAUGUUGCGCCUCUCAACGCCUGGGAAGACAUGACCCUCGAUUAUUAACUGUUCGUUGACCACUGCGGUUGGGCAAGUACUUUGUUCUUGCAUUUUGUUUCAUACGCCUAAUACAACUGAACCGAAGCUUG
Molecule: messenger RNA, 587 nt
Organism: Guillardia theta CCMP2712
Lineage: Eukaryota; Cryptophyceae; Pyrenomonadales; Geminigeraceae
Exons: 1
Coding region: 13-504 (163 amino acids)
Source: RefSeq, a predicted model, not a curated record